Molecule: messenger RNA, 1265 nt
Organism: Phodopus roborovskii (desert hamster)
Lineage: Eukaryota; Metazoa; Chordata; Mammalia; Rodentia; Cricetidae
Product: quinone oxidoreductase-like protein 2
Exons: 10
Coding region: 71-1123 (350 amino acids)
Cellular component (GO): mitochondrion
Molecular function (GO): oxidoreductase activity
Source: RefSeq, a predicted model, not a curated record
GCCUUUCCGCUCUUUCGCCGGGCUCUUCCUGCCACGCGCUGGCCACGCCCCUCGCGACAUUCAGCUAGUCAUGGCGGCGCGGCUGUGUGCACGGCACCUCCCUCUGGCAUGGCUCUGCAGGAGAGCCGCGCAGGGCCAAGGCCGGCACUACCGCGCCGCACUCUGCGCCGAGUUGAAACAUCCCCUGAUUAUUGAAGAAAUGGCUUCCCGCCCUCUAGGGCCACACGAGGUCAGAGUUGAUGUUCACUUCUGUGGUGUUAACUUUGCCGACAUUCUGGUCUGUCGUGGUCAGUAUCAGGAAACCCCCCCUCUUCCCUUUAUACCUGGAAUGGAGUUUUCUGGGGCUGUCCUGGAGACAGGAACAGAUGUCAGCACCGUGAAAAAGGGAGAUCGAGUUAUUGGAGUGAGUAACUUGAAUGCUAUGGCUGAAGAGUGCAUCACGGACCAGAAGACCCUGUGGCAGGUUCCAGAAAAUGUCUCUCUACAAGAUGCUGCAGUCCUACCUGUAUCUUACGGCACAGCUAUUUUGGCUGUAGAGCAUCGGGCCCGCACCCAGCCUGGAGAAACUGUUCUAGUGACGGCCGCCGCUGGAGCCACAGGCCUUGCAGUGAUAGAUGUGGCAACAAAUGUUCUCCAGGCUAAGGUCAUAGCUGCAGCCGGAAGCGACGAGAAGUGUAAGCUGGCAGUGCAGAGAGGCGCACAGUCCAGUGUGAACUACAGCCAGGGCAGCCUCAAGGAUGCAGUGAAGAAGCUGGUGGGCAGCGGUGGGGUGAAUGUGGCCAUUGACAUGGUGGGAGGAGAUGUCUUCCUAGAGUCUGUCCGCAGCCUGGCAUGGGAAGGCAGGAUUGUGGUGCUGGGAUUCGCUGGAGGAAGCAUCGCCUCUCUGCCUAGCAACUUGCUGCUCCUGAAGAACAUCUCUGCCAUGGGCCUGUACUGGGGUCGCUACCAGCACCAGGACUUUGCAUUGUUUUCCAAGAGCUUGUCCUCAGCCCUGCAGUACUGCCAGCAAGGGCUCAUCCACCCGCACACUGGUGCUGUGUUCAAACUGGAGAAGAUCAAUGAUGCCUUCCUCCAUGUGAUUCAGCGCAAAUCCACGGGCAAGGUGCUCCUCUCCCUUAAGUGAAUUCUCACCCUGGCAGCAGAUUCCCGGAUCUGAUCUCCCUCCUGCAUUUUAAAGGUCUCUGCCUUCCUUACUGCCCCAGGUGCCACAUCUUGGUGUCAGUUCCCUCUGGUUCUGCUUUCCUGUUACUCAUAAUUGGUGUGAU